This is a messenger RNA of Diaporthe citri, 369 nucleotides long. RefSeq lists its product as uncharacterized. The record is from RefSeq and is a predicted model, not a curated record. Gene Ontology annotation, cellular component: mitochondrion; cytosol. Lineage: Eukaryota; Fungi; Ascomycota; Sordariomycetes; Diaporthales; Diaporthaceae. The coding region runs from base 1 to 369 and encodes 122 amino acids. The transcript has 4 exons. Gene Ontology annotation, molecular function: deaminase activity.
AUGGAUAUCGUCUUCACCAAGGAUGCCGCCCCGCCUGCUGGGCCUUACUCCCAGGCCAUCAAGACCCCAACGGCAAUCUACUGCUCGGGUCAGAUCCAUUUUGACCCUGAGGGCAACCUGAUCCAGGGCACCAUCCAGGAGAAGACCGCUGCUUGCAUCCGCAACCUCAAGGCCGUUCUCGUGGCUGCUGGCUCUGACAUCAACAAGGUUGUCAAAGUCAACAUCUUCCUCAAUGACAUGAACGACUUUGCUGCCAUGAACGAGGAGUACAGCAAGUGGUUCACCCACAAGCCUGCUCGCAGCUGUGUUGCUGUCAAGACACUCCCAAAGAACGCCGACGUCGAGCUUGAGGCUAUUGCACUGCCCUGA